Molecule: messenger RNA, 1614 nt
Organism: Ciona intestinalis (vase tunicate)
Lineage: Eukaryota; Metazoa; Chordata; Ascidiacea; Phlebobranchia; Cionidae
Source: RefSeq, a predicted model, not a curated record
AGAUUAUUAGUUAAAGGUUUAGUUACAGAAGAUUGGCAUAAUGUACAAGCUGUCUAUUUUGAACAUGCUCAAAUACUGUGUUUGGGCCGUCGUGAUCUUCGUGUUUCUCCAGGCCGGAGAAUCGAGCGUCGAAGCCCGCAGAAGAAAACGAAAAGGAGCCGAUGUGUCAGGUCCACCAUCCCGACGUCAUCGCAAACAUAAUAAACUGAACAGAAACAAUCACCAUGCACUUGAUAGUUCGUUGACGAGUACCAAAACAGAUGACACCCAUACGAAAACGAUAAUUGACCAAUACAUUAAAUCGAGAAGACGAGGAAGCCGGAAACAAAGCAAGAGUUACACUGUUAAGAAGUGGACGGAAGCAAAUGUCACUGUCGGCACGAAGGUUGACGAAUUAAGCCUGAGCAAUUUGGAGCAGUCUCUCGGGAAGUUCGGCCAUCAUUCGCGCAGGGAAAACAUUGUUGGAAGAGUCAUCCACAUCACCGAUCCUGGAUUGGAAAACAGUCAUCACGGAUGCGGACACACCAUGUCAAACCGACAUAUGAUCCCGAAUAAUGAAACUUGGGUGGCGCUCAUUAAACGAGGUUACUGCUACUUCUUCAACAAAAUCAAGCUCGGCGAAAGAUACAACGCAAGUGCCGUGGUGAUCUACGAUGACAAGCCAGGAAAAAUUGAAAUUAUGAACACUAUAGGAACCAAUGUCGUUUCUUUGAUGAUUAGCCACGAAGCUGGGAUUAAGUUCGCCAAGCUCGCUGACUCUGGCCUCAACGUUUACAUGAACAUUACUGUGGGCCGUGAGAUGCGCGAUAGAGUCAGAGAGGUCUACAAGCAGCCAGUUGUAUCCACAUACACGGCACCAGAGGCAAUCGUAAGCACGCUGGGGGUAGAAGGAGGAUCCGGGAGUCGGAUCUCGCCGAGUCUUCCUGCAAUCUUAACCCUUGUUGCGACUCAGCUCUUUUUUGUACUUUGUGUGCUUAACGAAAGAUGAAAUUGAUUCAAAAGAGACUUACGAAAGUUCCUCAUUCGUGACGUCAUCGGUGACGUCACUAAAGCAACUGGCCCGCGAAGAGGAGAAAAGGGUUUUCUAUAUUGCAGUGGAACGUUCGUAUCAGCGUGAUUUUUAUUUUAUUUCAAAGUAUAUGACUUUAUCAAGAUAAGUCCAUCGGUGCAUGCCAAACACAUUACAACUUUCCUUCGCGAUCACCUACCUCACACAUUGCAUGUAAAAAGAAACGCCUGCAGUAGUUUUCAUCGGAAGCUCAACUCAGUGUGUUUAUGCAUGCAACUUUUGUCACUAGUCACUUUCACACUUAGAUGUAUUUUUAUGUCACUUUAAGUUUGCGACCACGCGUAUAUACUUUUGUGUUUCUUUCACAUAUGGCGUCCACAACAUACGCACCACUUCUAGUUAGUUUGAUUAUCAUAUUCACUCAACUUGAUCAUCAGCCACACACGCAUGUUUGAUACUUAAGGAGUUACACAAGUUCCCGUUUUGACUGUUUUCCUUGUUCGUCAAUCUUUUUAGUGUCGUUUUAAUAGUUUUUUUUGUUAAUUUAGAACUGUAAUUUGAUAUCGCAAAUUUUUGGUAUGAAUAAAUCAAUAUAUAUAUAUAAA